Molecule: messenger RNA, 2371 nt
Organism: Pieris rapae (cabbage white)
Lineage: Eukaryota; Metazoa; Arthropoda; Insecta; Lepidoptera; Pieridae
Product: V-type proton ATPase catalytic subunit A
Exons: 14
Coding region: 179-2029 (616 amino acids)
Biological process (GO): ATP metabolic process; proton transmembrane transport
Cellular component (GO): lysosomal membrane; proton-transporting V-type ATPase, V1 domain
Molecular function (GO): ATP binding; ATP hydrolysis activity; proton-transporting ATPase activity, rotational mechanism
Source: RefSeq, a predicted model, not a curated record
UUGUGUUCCUCCGCCAUUCUCGGGUCGUCUUUUCCAUCUUUCUUGUCCUGUGAGUCGAAUUUUAUAUUAUUUCAAAUUGUAAUUGAAUUUAUUACAUUAAUUUAAUUUGGCUUAUAAUAUAAGCUGUGAUACUUUGCUUCAAUUUGGUAUUUGAUUAAUAAAGACUCAAAUAUACAAAAUGUCUAAGGACAAUUUGAAGACCAUUGCCGAUGAGGAGAAUGAAGAAAGGUUUGGAUAUGUGUUUGCUGUUUCUGGACCCGUCGUAACGGCGGAGAAAAUGUCUGGAUCAGCUAUGUACGAGUUGGUGCGUGUGGGUUACAAUGAACUGGUCGGUGAAAUUAUUAGGCUAGAGGGUGACAUGGCCACCAUUCAGGUAUACGAAGAGACAUCGGGCGUGACCGUGGGUGAUCCAGUACUCCGCACUGGCAAGCCUCUGUCCGUAGAGCUGGGUCCGGGUAUCCUCGGUUCCAUCUUUGAUGGUAUCCAGCGUCCGCUCAAAGAAAUCAAUGAGCUGACUCAGUCCAUCUACAUCCCCAAAGGUGUCAACGUGCCGGCUCUGUCUCGUGUGGCCGAAUGGGAAUUCAACCCUCUCAACGUCAAGACGGGAUCUCACAUCACCGGUGGAGACUUGUACGGUAUCGUCCACGAGAACACGCUGGUGAAGCAUAAGAUGCUGGUGCCUCCCCGUGCCAAGGGAACCGUCACUUACAUCGCUCCCGCCGGAAACUACAAAGUCACCGACGUCGUGCUGGAGACGGAAUUCGACGGCGAAAAGGCCCAAUACACCAUGCUGCAAGUGUGGCCCGUGCGUCAGCCGAGGCCCGUGACGGAGAAGCUGCCGGCCAACCACCCGCUGCUCACCGGACAGAGAGUGCUCGACUCCCUCUUCCCGUGCGUGCAAGGAGGGACCACGGCCAUCCCCGGGGCCUUCGGUUGCGGCAAAACCGUCAUCUCCCAAGCUCUGUCCAAGUACUCCAACUCCGACGUCAUCAUCUAUGUCGGGUGCGGAGAGCGAGGUAACGAGAUGUCCGAAGUGUUACGGGACUUCCCCGAACUGACCGUGGAAAUCGAGGGAGUGACGGAGUCCAUCAUGAAGAGAACGGCCCUCGUCGCCAACACUUCCAACAUGCCAGUGGCCGCCCGCGAGGCCUCCAUCUACACCGGUAUCACCCUGUCCGAGUACUUCCGCGACAUGGGCUACAACGUCUCCAUGAUGGCGGACUCCACGUCCCGUUGGGCCGAAGCCCUCCGUGAGAUCUCCGGGCGUCUGGCCGAGAUGCCCGCGGACUCCGGGUACCCGGCGUACUUGGGGGCCCGGCUGGCCUCCUUCUACGAGAGGGCCGGACGAGUCAAGUGCCUCGGAAACCCUGACAGGGAGGGUUCCGUCUCCAUUGUGGGAGCCGUGUCUCCCCCCGGAGGAGACUUCUCCGAUCCCGUGACGGCCGCCACGCUCAGCAUCGUGCAGGUCUUCUGGGGAUUGGACAAGAAGUUGGCCCAGAGGAAGCACUUCCCCUCCAUCAACUGGCUCAUCUCAUACAGCAAGUACAUGCGCGCUCUGGACGACUUCUACGAGAAGAACUACCCCGAGUUCGUCCCCCUCAGGACCAAGGUGAAGGAGAUCAUGCAGGAAGAAGAAGAUUUGUCUGAAAUCGUCCAACUUGUCGGAAAAGCCUCGCUGGCCGAGACCGACAAGAUCACCCUGGAAGUCGCCAAACUGCUGAAGGACGACUUCUUACAGCAGAACAGCUACUCCGCCUACGACCGCUUCUGCCCCUUCUACAAGACCGUGGGCAUGCUGAAGAACAUCAUCUCGUUCUACGACAUGUCGCGCCACGCCGUGGAGUCCACCGCGCAGUCCGACAACAAGGUCACGUGGAACGUCAUCAGGGACGCCAUGGGCAACGUGCUCUACCAGCUCUCCUCGAUGAAGUUCAAGGACCCCGUGAAAGACGGCGAGGCGAAGAUCAAGGCCGACUUCGAGCAGCUGCUGGAGGACAUGUCUGCCGCCUUCCGCAACCUGGAAGAUUAGAUAAGAAUAGACCCGAUUCAACGUCCCGAUUCCAUACAUCGUUGAAUUUUCAAAUUCUAGAAAUACCAUGUUUGUGCGCGCUCUGUAAAUAUUUCCGAGGUCAACUCGCGCGUUAGUUGUUAUUUACAUUAUGUUAUAUUAUAAUAUAUUAUAUUUAUACGAAACAGAUUUAUUUUGCCCGACUUUUGUGUGAUUUUAUUAUUCGUGCAUUCCACGUUUUAUCGCUUCGACCAGUAUUCAGUAUUAUGGAGCGGAUUUUACUGUAUAAAUUAUUUUUCCUGCUGUUUGAUGUUACGUGUUGAUAGGAGACGAGUUAUUAUAAUAAAAAAUUAACUAUUUAAA